GAGAGAAGAGGGGGGGGGACAAGGGCAGUGCUCUAGUUAAGGGGAAUAAGAUAGGGAAUGCCUGAUAGAUGCAUCUUGCCGGUAAUAGCACACAUCAGCCACGGCACUGCGACUGACAGCACAGCCAGAGAGCGGGGGACUUAUCAGCUGAGCACAGAAUUGUACAAUGAGAGAGAGAGAGAGAGAGAAGAGAGAAUAACUGAAUCAGAUUAUCAUCCGCACGUUGGAGAGCGCAAAGCACAGAGGACUGAGAGAGCGCAGGAAAGGAGGAGAAGAAGAGGAGAGACAAAUACAGAUACGGAUUGUGUUGUUUGGGGGGGGGGGAGUUUCCAGCUCCCCAGGCAGAAAUCAGUCCUGAGGUCAGCAGUAGGAAGGAAGAAGUGGAGCAGCUGAGAGUUGGAGAGAGAGAUUCACAUGCACACACACAGCACAGCAGUGUGGAGAUCCAGGGGACACUAUUGAAACUUACUGACUCAAGGACAUAGCUUGCUGUAACACAUCAGGGUAAUAAUGCUCCUCGCUGGACUAGGACUUCUCUGCAUGGCUAACUCAGGAGCAUGAGACUAGACAUUGGACACUGGGCAGACGACACAUAGAGCUGGGAAUAGUGCCUGUGUCUUCCUUUUACUUACCUGAUACAGUUUAGUCGCGCCAUUGUUGGGGGAUAGAAAGAUUCAGAGUUUCUGGGCUUGGAGAGAACCAGUAGAGAUCAGAGAGGGAGAGAGGAGACUGCUGGAGGGGGAGAGUUGUGUCCUCUCAUCUCUGAGACAUGGUAGAGUGUGUUACGGUAGAGAGCCCCUCAGCAGCAGUGUUAGCCCAAGAGCAUGGAGAAGUCCAGCAGUGAGGAGUCAGCCAUUCACCGCAGCCCAUCCGUGGAUAGCCGCGACUCCGACUUUGUCCGCGACUCCACGUCUGGCCGCCCAUUCGGCGGCCGCGGCUUCACCGCCGGCGCGUUCUACGGCUCUACGGGGCCGCGCGGUACCACUGCACAGGGGCAGGCUGGGACAGCGGCCGACACCAGCAUCAACGUCGGAGGAGACAAGAGCAGCAAUAACAAGUACACGGCCCCCAAAGGCAGCAAAUACGUGGUCUUUUACCUGGAUCUAUCAUUUGUGUUCCUUUUAGAGUUCAAGAAGUACAACAUGGCACGGGGCUGUCUCUGCUGUUUGAAGUACAUGAUGUUCUUCUUCAACCUCGUCUUCUGGUUGUGUGGCUGUGGGCUGCUGGGCGUGGGCAUCUGGCUGUCUGUGUCCCAGGGCAGCUUUGCCACCUUCUCACCCUCCUUCCCGUCGCUCUCCGCUGCCAACCUGGUCAUUGCCAUCGGCGCCAUCGUCAUGGUGACCGGCUUCCUGGGCUGCCUGGGAGCCAUCAAGGAGAACAAGUGCCUGCUUCUGAGUUUCUUCAUUGUCUUGCUGAUAAUCCUGCUGGCAGAGCUGAUACUACUCAUCCUGUUCUUUGUGUAUUCAGAUAAGGUCAGUGAGAAUGCCAAGCAGGACCUGAAGGAUGGCUUGUCUCUGUACAACACAGACAACAACGUAGGCCUUAGGAAUGCAUGGAACAUCAUCCAAGCAGAGUGGAAGUGUUGUGGGGUGGUAGGGUACACAGAUUGGCAUGAGGCCCUCAAGGAGAAAAUGGUGCCCGACCGCUGCUGCCAGGAGCACUACCAAGAAUGCGGACGGAACUCCACCAACAUGUUUUGGACAAGGGGCUGCUAUGAGAAGGUGGAGGAGUGGCUCGAUGACAAUAAGCAUCUCAUGGGAACCAUUGGCAUGUGCAUCUUGGUAGUGCAGCUCCUCGGCAUGGCGUUCUCCAUGACACUGUUCCACCAAAUCCAUAGAACGGGGAAGAAGUACGAUGCUUAGCGGGUGACAGACGGCACACAGUGAAAGGAGCCACAUACGCUGCCUGAUGGGAAAGACUCUGGAUGACCCCCUAUCCCCCCCUUACCCACUGCAUCACUAAGCCUCCCCAUUCUUCCCAGAAACCCUGUACAGACUGCAGUUGCGUCACCCUCCUCCUCUGCUCUGUCCACUCCACCAUUCAUUUGCCAAAGAAAAAUGGGACUGGAAGAUAAAAGGACAAAUGUACUUUUGGCAAGGAACCCUUAGGUUAUCGCUCUCCUCUUCAGAAGUACAUUUCUAUUUUUGGGGUGCUCGUACUAACAGUUUUGUGGGAAGUACGGAUUUUCUGAAACGACAAACGCUUUACUAAUACUCACAUCCCCCUGCAAGGCAAAGAAAGAGAAGACAAGAAAACCGAUAUUGUAGUUCCCUCCUGGCUUUCAUGGAUUUUGUCGUGUUGAUUAUUUAUGUUAACUUUCCCUUGUAAAUGAUGAAAGGCUCCAACAUAGCAUGCUAGUUUUCUACUCCCUGGAACUUUUUGUCAUUGAAAAUGUCAGACAACAAUGUUUUUUUUCCCAAUACAACAUGAUUUUUUCCCUAAAUGUGUUCUUUAUGCUCAUAUGGAAUGGAGUGUUUGAUAUGCUAAGUCUUAUCUCUUGUCAGAGCUGUAAAAUGGAUGAGAUGUGUUUAGAGGCUGUGGAUGGUCAGAGGUCAGGGGUUAGGAUCAGGGUUAUAAUGCCAGGAGUCCUUAGUACAAGGUGCUCUGGAUUCAGACAGGUUCUUGGAACGUCAGGAAUUUUCUGUGAUAGGAAUUGCAAAUCUUGAAAUCAAUAGUCAUUUCAACCAAAUCACCUAGAUAACCAUCUCACCACUCAACACACAAAGAAACAUACCAGUGUUGUUCUCUUUUCAACUUCCACCCAUCCUACAUUUAUUUCAAAGUUUAGUCAUUUAGCAGACACUUAUCCAGAGUGAAUUACAAUUAGUGCAUUCAUCUUAAUAUAGCUAGAUUCAGCUUAAGAUAGUCUAUAACCACCAGUACUUCCAUUCUGAAGUAAAAUAAAUAGACUGUUACAAAAUGAAUGUGUUAAAUACGGGCCCGCCAGGACUGGCACGUAGAGAUAUCUGGUGCUCUCUCUCUCUCUGAGGGCUGAGACUAGUGACUGCAGCAUUAGAUCAGACUGAUAGAGCUUCUACUGCAGUGGUGGCAGCGUGAGAUUUGAGAGGAGAGAGAGAACAGAACUGCUGGAUGGAUAGUUGCCUUCAAACGUCUACUACAGCAUUGAUCGUCUGAAGAGUUUCUCUGCAGUGUUUCUCCUCUGGCACACCUGAACUCUUUAAAAAACAAUCCCUCUCUUUCUCUAUCUCGUUCUCUCUUGCUCUCUCCUCUCCCUCUCUCUCUUUCUUUUUACAUGUCAGAACGGCAGGGGGGAGAGAAACUCUUCGCAGUACACAUUUCCACUGACAUUCCUGCUAGACUAAGUGAUGAUGUAUCUAUCUAUACCUCUAGUCUGGAUGCUACUGCUGUUGUAGUUUUCAAAGCACAUCCCCUGCUUCAGUCUGUCACAGAGGGGGUGGAAGGUGAGGGAGGGAAUCAGAUCAAAAGGCGAUGCAGUGGUUUAGAUACGGCAACGCGUCCUGUAGGUCAAGUCGUUUUACUAGCGCCACAACGUAAGUCAAUGUAUGGCUCAACCACAGGAGUCCUGAACAACAAGUGUCGUUUUUUUCAGGCCACUUGGAUAACUACACUCUAAACUACUUAGGAGGGCUUUACCAACAGGGUCAUGUCCAUUAGGCACCAUCAAAACAGACCGAAACAGUGUGGGACUACAUGGAAACGCACAUUUUCCAAUGCUUGCCCUAAUGAACGCAACCCAGUUUUCCUUUAACAUGUAAUCAUGCAGAAGAAGAUGGAAAUUUAAGAGGCGUUCACUGCCAACCGUCUGCUUGUAGUAAUUGAUAAACUGAUUCAUUAUUAACACGGAGGUUGGCUGAACUGGCUGGAUGUUUACUGUUUACUGCCUAGCUUUUACACUCUCCGUCUGCAGCAAGGAUCAUCUGCAGGAUCAUCUAAGGUCAUUAAUUAAGGCUGAUUAGGACAUCUUUAUUUGAACAUAUUGGGAUGUACAUACUCUACAUAGUGGUAGAUUGCAGCAGAUGCUGGUUUGUGUGUAGCUGCGUCACAGGCUCAGUUGGUUGUUGCUCACCUUUUACCUCUGCUUCACCGGAUGCCCUCAUCAUACUCCACAGGGAAAACAUGACAGCUGCUGAUGUAAAGCAGAGGCUUCACAUCCCCUCAGCCUGGGUGCAUCCACAAACAGUCGUCGCAAUUUAGCGCUCCAGAAAAUUCUGCAAGGUACAUGCCAGGAUAGACAUUUGUAGCGACGUGACAGUUGUUUUUGGUCCCUUAAGAACUUGUUUGCUGUAGAGUGUAGACCUACAUGUAUAUCCCUUGUACCCCCCUUGUAAAUCCUUGCACCCUCUCCCUUGAGUAAGAUUGGGUGGUGGUGAGGGGAGUUUUAUUUGUCACUAUGCUUGCUCCCAGAAGUAAUACUGCAUCUAACAUCAUAGACUUAACUGAUCAUAUCUGUGAUCAUUACUGUAUUGUAAAAGUCUGACAUUGCCACAUUGUGUGAACUGAUUUGGGGUGGAAUGGUUUGAUGUUGAAUGAAAUGCAGAAUAGCCUCUUCAGCAUGAAGAUAGAUAUAUAUUUUUUAAAUCCUGAAGACGAACCAGCUUCACACUGUUUAUAUGUCAGACGUAGUUCAAGAAUCAUCUCAAAAUCUCAAACUGUUUUUCCGUUGUCAUUCAUGUAACGUGUAACUGUCACUGCCCUCUUUGAAAUGUCAGUGUUCAACCAUUCAGAAAUGUUUCUGUUCUUCUGAAGGAAUUCAUUCAUGUCUUUGCUUCUCUCACAUUCUCCCAUCGUCAAUUGGUUUCUCAGUGUUUAAACAAUUGUUGUUUGUUCAUGUUCGUAAGGGUGCAGUAUAAGAAGGCCUGUUACUUUAACACAAAUUGUUUUUGUCUCUUGCUUUUAUACAAUAUGCUGUUUUACUAUGUUCUACUUGGCUUUGUUUUGUCUGAAGCUCACUGUCAGUCAACAGGAGAACAUAACAUCAUUAGUAUUUCAUCCUCGGGAUUAAAAAAGGAUAGUUAGACGGGAGAGUUGAAGAUGAAAAACUUUUCCUGUUCAAGGUGCAACUAAACCACCUUCCUGUCUUAACUUUGCCACAGGCAUUUAUCCACGUCCCGUUUUGAGGGAGGAACAUGCAGUCAGAGUAAGAGGAUAUACGAAGAUCUUUUAAAUUAAGAGUGCUUUUCUAUUAUCUGCGGUAUGUCUUUAACCAUACCUGUAACACUUUUGUAAAUGCCCGCCCAACCUUGCCAUGUGGAAUGUGUUAAAUCUCAGAUGACACUGACUAAGCAACAUAAUUCCUUUUACUGCAUUACGCUUAUGCUAGUCCUGGGUGUAAAUAAUCUAAUUUCACAAAUGAUCAACUGUUGCACCUCUACAAUAGGAAGGAACUCAUGAACCUAAUACCUAUUGGCAUCAUUUGAUAUGAAAUGAAAUUCUAAAUGAUAGCAGGAUCUUACCGACUAACACGUACGCUCUCUCUGACUGUAUAUUUUUGGAAAUCAUUUUCUCAGCUGUAUGGGUGUUAACUAAUAUCCUACCCAUUAAUUGUUAUUUUAUUAAUAUUUUAUUCCUUUGAUAGUUUGUUUGCAUUUGUACAUUUUCAUUCAGGAGCAGUGUAUAUGAAAUGUUCAUAUGUUUUUUGAGGUUAGUACUGUAUUCAUGUUUUUACACUAUUGCAGCUUGUAGUGAGAGAUACAUUUCAUGCAUGGAUUUGGAAUGAGCAUUAAGUAUUUACUCUCUUCACAUGGAAACACUGCCACAGACUAGAGACGGAAAGGGAAGAAUGGUUGUUGGGGUUUUGUAAGGAAGCAGCUCAUUUCUAUCUACCACCUUUGACAUAUUUUUAUAAUCUCUUCUCUAAUCCCCCACCACUAAAGCUGACUAUCUGAGCUGUUCUGAAGUGUAUGCUCUUGAAUAGUGUGUUUGAUGUAGUGUCGUGGCAAACGGCAGUAUUAUCUUCUACCUGUCAGCCUUGUCCUGUGGAGUUUUUCUGCUACAUGUAAAAUCACUCUGAAUAUAAGGUGGUGCACUACAUUUCAUUCUUUAAAUCCUGCUAUUUUUUAAAUAAAGGAAAGUGUGUUGCAAAAUUC
Molecule: messenger RNA, 6068 nt
Organism: Salvelinus fontinalis (brook trout)
Lineage: Eukaryota; Metazoa; Chordata; Actinopteri; Salmoniformes; Salmonidae
Product: tetraspanin-9
Exons: 7
Coding region: 825-1862 (345 amino acids)
Cellular component (GO): membrane
Source: RefSeq, a predicted model, not a curated record